Peromyscus leucopus (white-footed mouse) is the source of this 2420-nucleotide messenger RNA. It is a transcript of the gene Ankmy2, whose product is annotated as ankyrin repeat and MYND domain containing 2. The record is from RefSeq and is a predicted model, not a curated record. The transcript is spliced from 10 exons. Gene Ontology annotation, molecular function: protein binding. The coding region runs from base 224 to 1546 and encodes 440 amino acids. NCBI's taxonomy places the organism in Eukaryota, Metazoa, Chordata, Mammalia, Rodentia, Cricetidae.
AUGAGGCGCGGGGGCGGUCCUUGCGGAGAGCGCCUGCCCGGCUCGCCCGAGCUCGCCGCACCCGCCAGCCCCCAGCCGUAGGACCCUGGCGAGCGCCCCUGCGCUGGGCUGCUGCCCCGGCCUCGAGUUCCCUGGCUGUGGCGGACUUCCACGACGCACACACGUCUCUCGUUUUUAAAAACCUGACCAAAGACAUAGAAUAAGCUUCAAGCUGGCGGGAACGAUGGGUCACAUAAAGAAAGGCGAGCUGACCCAGGAAGAAAAGGAGCUGCUGGAAAUGAUCGGGAAAGGUACUGUCCAAGAAGCUGGAACACUGUUAUCUAGUAAGAAUGUUCACGUCAACUGUUUGGAUGAGAAUGGAAUGACUCCUUUAAUGCACGCAGCAUACAAAGGAAAACUUGAUAUGUGCAAGUUACUUCUGCGUCACGGAGCUGACGUCAACUGCCAUCAGCAUGAGCACGGGUACACAGCCCUCAUGUUCGCUGCGCUCUCCGGCAAUAAAGACAUCACGUGGGCCAUGUUGGAGGCAGGCGCAGAGACAGACGUUGUCAACUCAGUGGGCAGAACAGCCGCUCAGAUGGCAGCCUUUGUGGGUCAGCAUGAUUGUGUGGCUAUAAUCAACAAUUUCUUCCCUCGGGAGAGGCUGGAUUAUUACACUAAACCCCAGGGGUUGGAUAAAGAGCCGAAACUGCCCCCAAAGCUGGCAGGACCACUGCACAAAAUCAUCACCACAACGAACCUCCACCCCGUCAAGAUUGUGAUGCUUGUGAAUGAGAAUCCUCUGCUGGCGGAAGCAGUGGCCCUCGGGAAAUGCUACAAGGUGAUGGAUUUGAUCUGUGAGAAGUGCAUGAAACAGAGAGACAUGAAUGAAGUGCUGGCUAUGAAAAUGCACUACAUCAGCUGCAUCUUUCAGAAGUGCAUUACGUUCCUCAAAGAAGGAGAGAAUAAAUUGGAGACCCUGAUCAAAAGCUUGUUGAAAGGCAGAGCAUCUGAUGGCUUCCCGGUGUAUCAGGAAAAGAUCAUCAGAGAGAGCAUCAGGAAGUUCCCGUACUGCGAAGCCACGCUCCUCCAGCAGCUGGUGCGAAGCAUCGCUCCCGUUGAAAUCGGGUCUGAUCCCACUGCAUUCUCUGUGCUUUCCCAAGCCAUCACAGGACAAGUAGGCUUUGUGGAUGCUGAGUUCUGCACCACCUGUGGAGAAAAAGGAGCAAGUAAAAGAUGUUCGGUUUGCAAAAUGGUAAUAUAUUGUGAUCAGACCUGCCAGAAAACACACUGGUUCGCACAUAAGAAGAUGUGUAAGAGUCUGAAAGAUGUUUAUGAGAAGCAGCAGUCUGAAGCCGCCAAACAUAAGAGCCAGGAGGAAAAGUCUGGAAAGCUCGAUGUCAAUUCUAACCACGUUAAUGAAGAUCAACCAGAGGCUGAAGUGGGCAUCUCCCAAGAAAAUUCCACUCCUGACGAUGCUGCGGAGGGAGGGAGAGAACCUGGAGACGAGGCCGGAGCAGCCCGGGCACAGGAUGCUCCUACGGGGCCCCAGCUGUCCGAGGAGUAGGAGCUGUCUGUCAACGGUGGCCAGCACGGGCCGCCUUCACCCCGCACAUAGCUGCAGAACUCACGUGACUGUCUCCAUCUGCUGUGACACCGCAUGGCCCCGCAGCACGGGUGCACAUCCGUGGAGUAGAGGCUUUCAAGCAAAGCUACCUCCUACGCCUGAUUUCCUCUUCAGCUCUGUUCUAUAGUCGAACAGGCAUUUCUGUGGAAAAUAUUUUCUUUCAAAAUACACACAAAGAACAUGUCCAUUCCCUGUCUGGCCCCCCAGUGAUUGUACACAAAGGAAAAUAAAUCCCCUUAAAGAAGAAAUCUGGGUUCUAGGGAAGAAAGCAAGCACAGGGAAGAUGUGAAAGAGAAAUCGCGGGCACAGAAAUAGGCCGUCAUAAAGAGCAAAGCUCCCCAGUGAGUAAAGGGCAUCUGAAUCGUUUUUAUUGUCCUGAAGUUGGACGUACGAAGCUGUAAUGAGGAACACUCUGUAUUCAAAGAGCUUUUCCAUAAGUCAGCCUGGUGUAGCUUAAAUAGAAAUUAUCCAGAGCACUUUGAGCCCUGGGUUUCUUGCAGCAAUCUUCUCUGUAGGAUUUGAACAUUUAGAAAGGCUGGAUCAAACACUGGGUAGUCACUGUACCCGUGCUUCCUGUAAAACCACCUCAUGCACCGUACUCUAUCUGAAAAGCCAACUUUUAUCUUCCUACCAACUUCUCAUGAGCCUCAUCCUACCCAGGUACUGUGACUUAGAGCUGUCGUUUUAAGAAUGUCCCGUUCUGUAUUUUAGCGUAUGUGGCAUGUAAGCAAAGCUGGAGUGCCGUGUCUUACAGAGGCGCUGUCUUUCGGUUUCCUGUUGGCUUUAAAAUAAAUCUACCUACAUACAUGGUUCA